GAAGGUUAACAUACUCUAAAUCUAUCGGCGUUGAUUAGUUCAUUAGCAAUAGCUUGGUGAUGCUUGGUGUAUUGUGUGCACGACCUCCUAAGCCUUGGAUCCUCAACACAUUUUCUCUCAUCUCCCACGGCGGCGGCUCAGCGGCUCACCAUCACGAUAAUCGAUUGUUGCAUUGGCCCACGCAUUUUGCCGGUUUAUCGGCUGAUAGUCGACGUUGUGGGCACCAUUCUACGGCUUGCCGGCUUGGUGGCUUGGACAGGGGUGCGGCUUCUAUAUGGCAUGCCAUCUUGCCUUGCGGCGGAGACCCUGGAGGAGUAAAGAGUAGAGGGGAUGUGUGGAAGAAUGUGGAGAGGAGAGGGGAAGGCUCCUGGAACGUGGCUUGGGAUGCCAGACCGGCUCGGUGGCUUCAUCGACCUGACUCUGCUUGGCUUCUCUUUGGAGUUUGCGCCUGUCUCGCGCCCAUGGUUGAAUUCGUUGAUGUUAAUCUCGACGAUGAUGCCAAAACCGAUGGAACUGAAUUGAAUUACCUGGGUGCUGACGAUAAGAGUUGUUCAUCUCCAGCGGCUGAUAAUUACAAAGUUACAGGGAUUUUAGCCGAUGGUAGAUGCCUUUUCAGAGCAAUAGUUCAUGGAGCUUGCUUGAGGUCCGGAGAAGAAGCACCUGAUGAGAAUCGUCAAAGAGAACUUGCUGAUGAUUUGAGAGCUCAGGUUGUGAAUGAGCUUUUGAAGAGGCGUGAUGAAACCGAAUGGUUUAUCGAGGGUGAUUUUGAUUCGUAUGUAAGAGAAAUUCAACAUCCUUAUGUUUGGGGUGGAGAACCUGAGUUGUUGAUGGCUUCUCAUGUUUUGAGGAUUCCGAUAUCAGUGUACAUGAUUCACAGUAGUUCUGGUCGUUUGAUAAACAUAGCGAACUAUGGUGAAGAAUAUCAGAAGGAAAAGGAGGCUCCUAUUAACGUACUUUUUCAUGGGUAUGGUCACUACGACAUAUUGGAGUCAUUGCCGGAAUUAAUUUCCACCAAAUAAAGACAAGUUUGGUCUUGUUGUAUUAUUUUGCAUAAAAAUAAGCUGAGCUUAUUUUCAAUGGAGGAAUUCCAUUGAACCUUUGAAGAGUGUGAUGUUUGAUAGAUUAGCUUGCACCUACCUCAGCUAUUGCAAUAAGGUCGAUACAAUUUUGUAACUUUCAAGGGUGUUUUAUGAUUUUUAGAACUCA
Messenger RNA from Hibiscus syriacus, 1206 nucleotides. RefSeq names its product OVARIAN TUMOR DOMAIN-containing deubiquitinating enzyme 4-like. Lineage: Eukaryota; Viridiplantae; Streptophyta; Magnoliopsida; Malvales; Malvaceae. Gene Ontology annotation, molecular function: cysteine-type deubiquitinase activity. The coding region runs from base 60 to 1019 and encodes 319 amino acids. The record is from RefSeq and is a predicted model, not a curated record. The transcript is spliced from 5 exons. Gene Ontology annotation, cellular component: nucleus; cytosol. Gene Ontology annotation, biological process: endoplasmic reticulum unfolded protein response; protein deubiquitination.